Messenger RNA from Coregonus clupeaformis (lake whitefish), 2006 nucleotides. RefSeq names its product pituitary homeobox 2. NCBI's taxonomy places the organism in Eukaryota, Metazoa, Chordata, Actinopteri, Salmoniformes, Salmonidae. Gene Ontology annotation, biological process: regulation of transcription by RNA polymerase II; anatomical structure morphogenesis. The record is from RefSeq and is a predicted model, not a curated record. Gene Ontology annotation, molecular function: DNA-binding transcription factor activity, RNA polymerase II-specific; RNA polymerase II cis-regulatory region sequence-specific DNA binding. The transcript is spliced from 4 exons. Gene Ontology annotation, cellular component: nucleus. The coding region runs from base 559 to 1371 and encodes 270 amino acids.
GUUGUUGUAAAUUGAACGUUUCUAAGUUUACACUGUCUUUAACUACACAUGCACGUAGACGCAGACAAACACACCCACUGAGGCACACACACUCACGCAGACACACACCCACGCGCUCUGUCUCAAAGCUUGAGAGAGAGAAAAAAUGCGCCACUCUUGGGGUGUCUGUCUGGAGAAAAAAGUUGUUGAGGCUGAAGACGAUCCAAGGAGAGAGCAUGACCUAUUGAAGUGACAGCGCCUGCUUCGCAAUUUCUAAUCGCACUGUAGCUAGAUGGUUGUAUGCGCUUAUAAGAUACAAAAUCAUACGUGGCAUCACGUUUUGAUCAGAUAAGCGGGAAAGAUAAGAUAUCUACCUAGCGCUGAGACUUUUUCCUUCGGGAGGCUGACAGCAACUUUAAUAUUUUGGACCUGGAAGUUCGAUGUCUCCGGUUCUUAUCUGAAGGGUGAUAAGCGGAACCAUCGGUGUGGAAUUUACCUCUUAUCCAGACAAGAAUAAAACAGGAAAGGGCGAAAGGCGCUGGUGUCUUCGACUACGAAGCCGUUCCCUUAAUUGCGAUAAUGGACUCCCACUGCCGCAAGCUUGCGUCAACUUGUGUACAAACAGAGAAAGACUCAAAGGGCCAGAGCAAAAAUGACGACUCUUCAGAUGACCCUUCUAAAAAGAAGCGACAGCGCCGACAGAGGACUCACUUUACAAGCCAGCAGCUACAGGAACUGGAGGCCACGUUCCAGCGGAAUCGCUAUCCGGACAUGUCUACAAGAGAGGAGAUAGCCGUGUGGACCAACCUCACAGAGGCCCGUGUCAGGGUUUGGUUUAAGAACCGGCGAGCAAAAUGGAGGAAAAGGGAAAGGAAUCAACAAGCUGAGCUAUGCAAGAACGGCUUCGGUCCUCAGUUCAAUGGACUUAUGCAGCCCUACGAUGACAUGUACCCCAGCUACACGUAUAACAACUGGGCCGCCAAAGGGCUAACGUCGGCCUCCCUGUCUACCAAAAGCUUCCCUUUUUUCAAUUCCAUGAAUGUCAACCCUUUGUCAUCGCAGACGAUGUUCUCCCCGCCGAACUCCAUUUCUUCAAUGAGCAUGACCUCCAGCAUGGUGCCGUCCGCGGUCACUGGCGUGCCCGGUUCAAGCCUCAACAGCCUCAAUAACUUGAACAACCUCAGCAACCCCUCUCUGAAUUCGGGAGUUCCCACGCCAACCUGCCCGUACGCCCCGCCGACCCCCCCUUAUGUGUACAGGGACACUUGCAACUCCAGUCUGGCUAGCCUGAGACUGAAAGCCAAGCAGCACUCGAGUUUUGGAUACACCAGUGUUCAGAAUCCGGCCUCAAAUCUGAGCGCUUGCCAGUACGCCGUGGAUAGACCAGUCUAAUACCUGAGAAUACAUAAACCCCAGUCACAAGAACGAUAGACUACCUUUUUUCUUUUUCAAAAGGGCACUAGAAGACUAAACCACUGAAAUGAGCUAAACCCUGCGAUGGAGCUUUAAACCUAAACGGAAAUAAUUAGUCAUUUUUUGCUAAUGAGUAUUUUGUUCUUCACCCGCGAGUGCAGAAUUUAGGAUAGACCUACUUUAUUUUCUAAGCGUGUUUAUUUGAAAGUUUCGAAUUUUGGACAUUAAUUGACUGAAAGGUUGUAUAUAUAUAUAUCUAAAUAUCAUCUCCAGUUUAUUGAGGCGAAUGCUCUUGCUCUCUUCUCAAGGUUAAAUUUAACAAAGCAUGUGGAAAACCCUAAAGGAAUAAUGUUUUGCUUGCAAACAAGGGAAUGUACAUACUAAACGCACCAGUUGUGUGUUUCUAACAUAUAAAUUUAUUAUUAAAUGUCUGUGUGAAUAUCGAUUUAGAGUAGCAAUCCUGGGUAUAAAAAGACGCAUCAAAGGUUCCUGCAAAAUGACAUUGGUUUUGCUCUGUGUAUACUAUUUGGUAUGGAAUUUUGUUUCGUUUUUUUCAACAUCAAAAAAAUAAACUAUUGUGUUUUAUUUAAUGGAAGUAAAUAUAUUGUUCAAAA